Messenger RNA from Babesia ovata, 2043 nucleotides. RefSeq lists its product as uncharacterized. The record is from RefSeq and is a predicted model, not a curated record. Gene Ontology annotation, cellular component: membrane; chloroplast thylakoid. NCBI's taxonomy places the organism in Eukaryota, Apicomplexa, Aconoidasida, Piroplasmida, Babesiidae. Gene Ontology annotation, molecular function: ATP-dependent peptidase activity; metalloendopeptidase activity; ATP binding. Bases 1 to 2043 code for a protein of 680 amino acids. The transcript has a single exon. Gene Ontology annotation, biological process: proteolysis.
AUGGACGGAUCGGGAUUGCGCCGGGGCGCGCUCCCCGGGCAGCUCUACAAUGAGCGCGCCUUCGACGAGCAGGACGCUGUAACGGACGAUGAUGACGACAAGAUGUCGAUGUCACGCCCGUUCUUCGGACCAACGGCAUCUGCUAACCGAGGCUCGGCUCCCUACGGACUUGCCACGCUGAUCAGCGCAAAUGGCAGAGAUGCGCCUUCGCUGGCGGACGACGGCAGCAGCCCCGCAAGCUUCGCGGAGAACAUUGGCAACACCAUAGCGAGCAAGUGGCAUCUGUUCCGGAGCACGAUCUCUGGCACCAUCCCGUCAGACACGCCAAAGAGCGACCUGGCGGCUCACUACGUGUCCGAUCAAUCGUCUUCCAGUCUAUUUGGGCAAGCAGGCGGCUUCGUAAGUUUCAGAUCACCCUCAUCGCUGUUCGGCAGCACGUUGUCAUGGUUGUGGAGGUCGUCUAUGAUGGUGCUCUCUGUCGGCCAAUGGCUGCUGUUGCAGGUGCUCGGUAUUGCAGUGGGUGUGAUUCUCACAGGCUUGAUAAUCUCCGCCAUCACCGGGCUCCUAAUGGGCGGUGAUCAUGAUUUCGGACAUGUGACCCCUAAGGAGAGGCAGGAACCGAAGAACACGAAGGCCCCGCCACCCCCGCCGCCUCCAUCAAGGCCGCCAGUGAUGCUGGAGCGCGUCUAUUUCAAGGACAUCCUGGGCAUCGAUGAGGCUAAGGAAGAGCUCACUGAAGUUGUCAAGUUCAUCAAACACCCGAAGUUGUACCAGGAUAUCGGAGCCAAGAUACCUAAAGGAGUGCUGCUAGUCGGACCGCCUGGCACCGGUAAGACCAUGCUGGCCAAGGCCGUCGCGACCGAGGCCAACAUACCGUUCAUCUACACCAGCGGACCGGAAUUCGUGGAAAUAUUUGUCGGCCAGGGUGCCCAACGUGUCCGCAACCUGUUCGCAAAGGCACGCAAACAGGCUCCCUGUAUAGUUUUCGUGGACGAAAUCGACGCCAUUGGUGCGAAGCGCACGUCCGGGUCGAUGAGCGGCCAGAACCGUGAACACGACCAGACGCUGAACCAGCUGCUCGUAGAGAUGGACGGGUUCAACAUCUCCACUGGCAUCACGGUCCUCGCCGCCACCAAUCGCAUGGAAGCCCUCGACCGCGCGCUUCUGCGCCCUGGCAGAUUCGAUCGUGUAGUUCACAUCCCGUUGCCGUCGCUAGAUGGGCGCGAAGCCAUCCUCCGCCGCUACCUAUCGGAUGUAAAGUACGACAAGGAGGGGGUGGACAUCCGCGCGCUGGCGAAGCUCACCCCGGGUUACUCCGGUGCUGACCUAAAGAACCUCGUCAACGAGGCUGCCCUGAUCUGCGUCAGAAACGGGCGCACACUCGUGGCCACUGAGGACCUCCAAGAAGCUCGCGACAAGGUUGGCAUGGGAUCUAAGCGCAAGACUACCCAGCCGGAACUGCAGCGACGCAUGACCGCUUACCACGAGGCAGGUCACGCACUCGUCGCCUACCACCUGUAUCCCCAUACCGACCCGAUACACAAGGCCACCAUCAUCCAUCGGGGGUCCGCGCUGGGUUUCGUGGAGCAGCUGCCGGAAGGCGAGCGCCACAGUUACAAGCUUGCGCAGAUGAAGGCCAGGUUAGCAGUGUGCAUGGGGGGACGUAUCGCUGAGGAGCUCGUGUUCGGCCGCCAGAAUGUGACGUCCGGGGCGUCGAGCGAUAUCACCGCGGCGUCUGAACUGGCUUACCGCAUGGUCACCGAGUGGGGUAUGAGCCCUCGCCUCGGCCCUGUCAACCUCAGGCGCAUCGGAGGCAUUCAGACCCCCCACGGAACCCGCAAGCUCUCGCACGACACGGCUCAAAUUGUGGAGAAGGAAGUGGAACGACUGGUGGAUGAAGCCCAUCACGUAGCGUCGUCGAUCAUUAGGCGGCACCGGGAUCAGCUGGAGCGCAUAGCUGAACGUCUGCUGGAGGAGGAGACGUUGACCGGGGCUCAGAUCGACGAACUUAUACGUGGCACUAAAACUGCCAGUGCCGCUUGA